CCAAAAAAAUCUCUGCAACAUUCUCUCGAGGCUUCUCCAACAUUCAGCUGCUCCCUUCAAGAUUCUGCUGCAAUACGCCCAGCAAGCCUGAUCCAAAAUCCCGUUGACCGCUUGAAGUGAUUCUUCUUCAUCUGAGACAAAGAAUGAGAGGAGAGGUUAGGCCAAUUACAAGGUCUUUCUACAAAUAGUUCCCACCUUCAGAAAGGAAGAAAAAAAGUAUUUACCCAUAUGGAUUUUAUGAAAUGAAGGCAGAUCUGAUGCAAGCAGGUGAUGAGAGUUUAACUGAAAACAUAAAGAGACUCAGACAGUGAGGGCACAAUGAAAAGACACGAGUGAAAUCAUGAGACAAAAAGUGAGGGUUGUCCCUACUAGUAACAAAGUUUGUUGAAAGUUAGUUAAAUUGAUGUUCUUCGUAAGUAUCGAAACCAGAACAAAACAUAUAAAAAAAUAAAAAUAAAAAAGGAGAAAUCAAUAAAACAUCUCUCCCUCUCUCUCUACCAUCUCUUCUUCGUCGUGCUUCCUCGGUUACAUCGUCAAACUGCAUUUUCAUCCUAUCUCAACAAUGGCGUCACUGUCGAUAGUACCUUACGCCAAGAUCUCUGCUCCUAACCGCCGGGUCGGAUCUAUCCCUGGCAUCCGACGGCAGCCUCAACCCAGUGGGAUCUCUUUUCACGUCUCCCAUGUAUCUCAGACUCAAUCUACAGUGUGGAGGUUGCAUGCUGCAACCAACGAGAAGGUUGUCUCUAACUCUACACCAGUGACUAACGGUGGGUGUUUGAACGGAAACGUCAAGACCAAUGUCCCUGAACCCGCCGCCGAGCUCUCUGACUUUAUGUCUAAAGUCUCUAGUCUUCUUAAGCUUGUGGAUUCUAGAGAUAUAGUGGAACUUGAGCUGAAGCAGCUCGACUGUGAGAUUGUUAUUCGAAAGAAAGAAGCCUUGCAGCAACAAGCUACACAGCCACCAGCUCCAGUUUAUCACUCGAUGAUGCCUCCUCCUCCAAUGGCAGGCCUUCCAAUGCCUCCAUCUCCACCAGUGUCUCUUCCUGCUCCCUCCUCAGCUCCUGCAACAGAAAAACCAGCAACUGCGCCAUCAUUUUCUCAUCCACCACUGAAGAGUCCUAUGGCUGGUACUUUCUACAGAUCUCCUGGACCCGGUGAACCCCCUUUUGUCAAGGUUGGAGAUAAGGUGCAGAAGGGUCAAGUUGUUUGCAUUAUUGAAGCUAUGAAACUGAUGAACGAGAUUGAGGCUGAGAAGUCAGGAACCAUCACCGAGUUACUGGCUGAAGAUGGAAAACCGGUCAGCGUUGAUACGCCUCUGUUUACCAUCGUUACUUGAAAUGAAGAAGCUGUCAUUUUAGCUGGUUCAGAGCACCUACUUCAAACUCUUGGUUUAGCUAUACCAACGUGCUGACAAUCGUUAAAAAGUAAUUAUUUCUGUCAGGCUGGUUUGGUUAUGGUUGUCUUUUUUUUUAUUAAAAAAAACUUUCUGAACUGUCACCUUCUGUUGAGAAUCACGUAACAUAUCAGUGUAUGCAUGUCUUUUGAGAAAUUAGACAAAUUAAUUUACUUUGUAGUAUGCUGUACUUUAUGGUUUUCCCUUGAUAAGAAAUGUUGUGUUGGGAUAAUA
Brassica rapa (field mustard) is the source of this 1627-nucleotide messenger RNA. RefSeq names its product biotin carboxyl carrier protein of acetyl-CoA carboxylase 2, chloroplastic. Gene Ontology annotation, biological process: fatty acid biosynthetic process. NCBI's taxonomy places the organism in Eukaryota, Viridiplantae, Streptophyta, Magnoliopsida, Brassicales, Brassicaceae. The record is from RefSeq and is a predicted model, not a curated record. Gene Ontology annotation, cellular component: acetyl-CoA carboxylase complex; chloroplast. Gene Ontology annotation, molecular function: acetyl-CoA carboxylase activity.